AUGCUUUACAAUCCCAAAGUUUCAACAAGAGUGUCUCGAUAUCCUAACAUGAUAGCAUGGACAGUGUUAUAUAUUUUAACUCUUCUUCCUUUAUAUUUCGCAAAUCCACCACCGCGGAAAAGUCUCAGAGAAGUGUUCAAAUGCAGUCCUCAAUUUAUUUCAAUGGAUCAAGCGCAAGAGGCUGUUAAGCUUGGCUGUAGUCAAAUGCAGGUCGCACUACCUACCAGCCUAUUUCCUGCAUCUUUCAUUGAAUCGGAAUUAUUUGAUCUAACAAAUAUUGUGUUGUUUACGUGGCCUGUAUUUAUAUCAGAUAAUAUCUUACGAGUGGAUUACGGUGUAAAUCGCGUUGUUUUUGAUUCCAGUUGCCGACUUAUCGGUCUUAUUCAAAUCGAUCCUAACGGUCCCAAACCUUGUCCGCAUUUGGUGGAAGCUGGAGAUCUAAACCUAGCUUAUAAGUUAGAAAUUUAUAAUGUACCAUGGAAAAAUCUACCGUUAUAUGGAUUUAAGUAUGAAAAUGAAAUUUAUUUUAAGAAUGAACUCGACGAAUUCGUCAUAUCAAAUCUAAACAAGUUCCAUGAUGAUUCACAUAAAAAUAAUGUCUUAGAGCACUACCCGAGCGAUGUAAACGAGGCAAAUUCUGGCAUUUGGACACGCACCAUUAGGCGCGGUCCCACAGGCAUUGAGAUACCAAAAGGAUUUAUCAAUCGUCGUCUGAUAAUUAAUUCUUUAACUCAAAUAAUCGGUAUAACACGUAAGGCGUGGAAAGACUGGAGACCACUUGCCGAACUUCGCAGUCUUGAUCAUGCAUACAGGAUGAAGGUUUUCUUAGAAAGAGAGCCAGAUAUGAGUUAUGAACCGUUGAAUGACAUAAAUUUCAAAGGGAUCUACUUAUCAGCUGCCAUGAUAAAAAGUAAUCUACACAUGGCUUGCAAAGUUAUCACAGAAAGAAAUAUGGGCACUCACUUGAUUGUAGGAUAUCCAUAUUGGACGGAUCUAGAGACCAUAUCAGAUCACCCGGUACUGAAAUGGCCCUUGAGAAUGCCCGAGACUUUUGUUCACGAUGGAACAAUUAUCUGGCUCGUAUUAGACGCAGAAUGUAAUUUUAUGGGCGUGACUACAUAA
Blumeria graminis f. sp. triticale is the source of this 1122-nucleotide messenger RNA. NCBI's taxonomy places the organism in Eukaryota, Fungi, Ascomycota, Leotiomycetes, Helotiales, Erysiphaceae. The record is from the annotation of a GenBank genome assembly.